Molecule: messenger RNA, 4687 nt
Organism: Sceloporus undulatus (fence lizard)
Lineage: Eukaryota; Metazoa; Chordata; Lepidosauria; Squamata; Phrynosomatidae
Product: zinc finger protein 2 homolog
Exons: 6
Coding region: 206-2782 (858 amino acids)
Biological process (GO): regulation of DNA-templated transcription
Source: RefSeq, a predicted model, not a curated record
CAGAAGAAGGGCCUCCAGUGCUCCAGAACAGGGCAGUUAAGAGGUUUCAGACCUGGAGUUUGCAGCAUUGGAAGUGAGCUGAGGCCUGAGGGCAAAGGGUGUUGCAGCAGAGCAGCUUAGGGACAUCUUUGCCCUCAGAUGGAAAGAAGAGGGAAAAACUUUGAUCCUAUUGGUGGCUUCAUUAAGUGAAAAAACAAACAAACAGAUGAAAGCAACGAUGGAUGAGCCAGACGGUUCUGAUGCCCUCAGUGCAGGGGGCAGCCAGGAAUUCUGGGAGAGGACAGUCCAGAAGCGGUUCCUGGGUGAGGACCCUGCCAGCUCAGACAUACAACGGCAGUGCUUCAGGCAGUUUUCCUACAAGGAAAGCAAGGGGCCAAGAGAGGUUUGCAGCCAACUCCACCAUCUCUGCUGUCAGUGGCUUAAGCCAGAGCACCACUCAAAAACUGAGAUCCUAGACCUGGUGAUCCUGGAGCAGUUUCUGGCUAUCCUGCCCCUGGAGAUGGAGAAGUGGGUCAGGGAUUGUGGGGCAGAGACCUGUUCUCAGGCAGUGGCCCUGGCAGAAGGUUUCCUCCUGAGUCAAGCAGAGGCAGAGAAGGAGCAGAAAGAGCAACUGGUGAGAGCAUUUCCUUCUUGUCCAAAGAUCAACUGUCUCUUGGAAGAAAUACACUCUGACUUCCUUGUGGUAGAGAAGGCUCCAUUGGACACAAGGCAGAGUCUCCAAUGGAGGGAGAUCAAACAGGAGUGUGAUGAAGAGGCCCCCUUGCAAGAGGCUGGAAUGAUGACUCAGUUAUCCCUUUCUCCUUUUUGUGAUGGACCAGAACCAGAUCAGGGCCUGGUGACCUUUGAGGAGCUGGCUGUGUCUUUCUCCCCGGAGGAGUGGGCCCUGCUGGAUCCUGACCAGAGAGCCCUGCACAGGGAGAUCACAGGGGAGAUCCGAGGGAUUGUGGCCUCUCUUGCAGAAAUUUGGAGGAAAGCAUAUGCAUGUCCUAGGUACAGGAAGUGUUCCAGGCAAAACCUGGAACUUACCAGCUACCAACAACCCCGAUAUUCAGAAGAAGAAAGUUAUAUCAGAGAGAAGCCCUUCCAGUGCAAUGUAUCUGAGAAAUGUAUUCCUCAACAUACAAUACAGGUGUCUCACAAGAUGCUCCAUGGUGGGGAAAAACUGUAUCAAUAUGAGAUUUCUGCGAACAGUUUUGAUGAUAAAUUGUACAAUAUAAACCACCAAGAAGUCCACACAGUAAAGAAACCACACAGAUGCCAAGAGUGUGGAAAAUGCUUUGCUUAUAAUUCACUACUUAUGACACAUCUGAAAGUACACACAAACCUUGUGAGCCACUGGAAAGUCCACCCAGGAGAGAAGCUAUUGAAAUGCCUGGGAUCUAGAAAAUGUUAUUCUCAAAAGGAGGUCCUUGUACAUCAUGAGAAUGGCCACACAGGAGAGAAACUCUACAAAUGCCAGGAGUGUGGUAAAAGUUUUGCUCAAAAGGCAUGCCUUGUGAUUCAUCAGUGGGUACAUAGAGAAGAGAAGCCAUACAAAUGUGAAGAGUGUGGGAAACUUUUUUCUCAAAAUGCAGACCUUGUGAAGCACCAGCAAGUCCACACAGAAGAAAAACUAUACAAAUACCAAGAAUGUGGAAAAUGUUUUGCUCAGAAUUCACACUCUCUCUGUCAUCACAGAAUCCAUAUGGUAGAGAAAAUGUACCAAUACCAGGAGAAUGGAAGAUAUUUUAUUCAAAGGGGAGGCCUGGUGAAUCACCAGGAAAUCCAUACAGAACAGAAACUAUACAGAUGUCAGGAAUGUGGGAAGUGCUUUUAUGACAGUUCACAACUUGAGGUACAUCAGAGCAGCCACACAGAAAAUAAGCCAUACAAAUGUGAGAUGUGUGAACAAUGUUUUCCUCAACAGGCAGACCUUGAAAAGCACCAGAGAAUGCACAACCGAGAAAAACCAUACAAAUGCCAGGAAUGUGGGAAAUGUUUUGCUUACAAGUUUAAUCUUGGAAUACAUCAGCGUGUUCACACAGGAGAAAAACCCUACAGAUGUCAAGAAUGUGGGAAAUGUUUUGCUCAGACUUCACACCUUUUCAGGCACCAUACAAUCCAUGCAGCAGAAAAACCAUACAAAUGCCAGGAAUGUGGGAAAUGUUUUUCUACAAGCACCAUACUUGUGGCCCACCAGAGAGUCCACACAGGCGAGAAACCCUACAAAUGCCAGGAUUGUGAGAAAUGUUUUGCUCAGAGGGGACAUUUAGUGAGCCACCAGAUAGUCCACUCAGGUGAGAAACCCUACAAAUGCCAGGUGUGUGGGAAAUGUUUUGCCCGGAAGGGAGAUCUAGUGAGCCACCUGAAAAUUCACACAGGAGAUACCCCAUACAAAUGCCAGCAGUGUGGGAAAUGUUUUCGUCGGAAGGGACACCUAGUGAGUCACCACAGAAUCCAUACAGGUGAGAAACCCUACAAAUGUCAGGAAUGCGAAAAAUGUUUUGCUCAGAAAUCAGACCUUGUGAAGCACCAGCGAAUCCAUACAGGAGAGAAACCAUACAAAUGCCAAGAGUGUGGAAAAUGUUUUACUCGAAAGGCAUGCCUUGUAAUUCAUCAAAGAGCCCACACAGGUGAGAAACCUUACCAAUGCCAGGAGUGCAGAAAAUGUUUUGCUCAGGAAUCAUACCUUGUGAGGCACCAGCGAAUUCAUAUGGGAGAGACCCUGUAUGAAUGCCAGGAAUGCGAGAACUGUUUUGCUUCUAAGUCAGAACUUUUGACACACCACAGAAUUGACACAUGAGAGAAAUCAUUCAAAUGCCCAGAGUAUGGGAAAUCUUUUGCUAUGAGUGCAACUCCAGUGAUACAUGAGAGAAUGCACGGAAGAAAGGGACCAUUCAAAUGCCAGGAAUGUGACAUUUUAUUGGUAGCUGUUUUAUUUGCAGGUAGCGCUUACCAUCAAAUUCUUCCUAAAGUUUUCCUGGAUUCUCCUUUCUUCUGAUUUGAAUGUUUUGGUACAGGUCCUAUUCUCUGGAGCAGCAAGAAAUAAGUGCACUCCGUCUUCCACAUGACCAUCCUUCAGAUGUUCAAAGAUGAUUCUCAUAUCACCUAUCAGUCUUUACUUCUCAAGUUUACAUAUACCCUGUUCCUUCCGUUGUUCCUCAUAGGGCUUGUUUUCCAGACCUUUUACCUUUCACCUUCUAGAAACAUUCCAGCUUGUCAAUGCCAUUCUUAAAUUCCAAUACCCAGAAAUGAACAUAGUAUUCCAGGUGAGCCCCGACCAAAGUAGAACAGAGUGGUACCAUUAUGUCCCUUCAUCUAGGACAGGUGCUGGCCUCUCUUCCCACCCACCUCCCUGCUUCUUUCCUUUCUUUUUUCCUUUUACUUUUUUCCCUAUUAUAUUUUGUUCACUCACAUCAACCUAGAGCUUUGUUGACAUCCCCUGCAGAACAGGACUGAUUGGUUUAUAUCUAGCCACCACAAACUGCUGCUAAAUAGCUCUUACUAUCAAGUUCUUUCUGAUGUUUCACUGGAAUCUUUCUUGUAAUUUGAAUUCUUGAUUCUGGUUGUUCUCUGGAGCAGCAGAAGUCGAGGUCACUUCAUUUUCCAUAACACAGUCCUUCAUAUGUUCUCAUAAAAUUAUCAUGUCAUCUUCUCCAGACAAAACAUAGGUAACAUAUGAAAUUCCUUCAACUGUUUCUCAUAAGGCUUAGUCUCCAAACCUUUUACUGUCAUGGCUGCCCUCCUCUGGAUACAUUCCAGCAUGUCAUUGCCCUUCUUAAAUGGUGAUGGCCAAAACUUAAGGCAGUGCUUCUGUCGAGGCCUCACCAAAGUGGAAGAGGGUGUUUCUUUCCCCUGAUCAAGGUAUUCUACCUCUGCCUAGAAUCACAUUGGUAGUUUCAGCGCUAGUAUCACACUGCUGAUUACAGUUUAAUGUGUGCCCACUAAGACCUUAGAUCCUUAAGAAGUUAAGAACACUUAAUUGUUCUCAAGUCAAAGAGAGACAAGGCCUUGAGGGAUUUUGUGACAGAAAGAGUGUCCUUCCUAGAUACCACCUGCCAACUAGAACAGAUCAGGUGGCAUCCAUAUCCAUAAACUAUGGAUAGCAUCUUGAUAGUACAUAAUUAGACAUUUUCUAAUUAGUGUUCACGACAAUACCUUUGAAGGUAGUUCUUUUUUAUUCAUUAAGUGAAACUGCAAUUGAAAUCUGGUUUAAAUCAUAAACUUGAGAGAGACCCUGAGUGCCAUCUGGUCCAACCCCAUUUUGUCAUGCAAGAAGACAAUAAAAGCAGCCCUGACAGAUGGUGGAUGAAGGGAGGGCUUCUCUUCUUCUAGGCAGCCCUGGUGGAGCUAGCCUCCCUCCCUCUCCCUCUCCCUCUUUGUAUAUUAAUUACUUACUGGCAGCACAUUCCUAAUAAUUCAGACACGCAUAAGAAUGGCAGCCAGCAAGAUCAAAAAAAUGAGGCAGGUCAUCACGCCAAGCCAAAAAUCAGGGUUGCUUCCACUUCCCUCGUGGUUGCUAGCAUGGUUCUGCAGCCAUAUGUAGAUGGGAGGUUUGUCGUCUCCGUCUCCCAUGUCUGGUCCUGGCUUGACCACAGUCCAAUAAAGCUAGGGUUGCCAUAAGUCAGGAUCUCCAAACCAGGACAAAUGUAGGACAACAUUUUCAAAUGUAGGGCUUUUUUAAAAUGGAGGACACUCGAAAAAAUUG